ACCAGAGGCAGGAAGCUCGAGGGAGCAGCCCGUCGUCGCCAGAAGUUCGUUCGCCAGCCGUUAUCCGCCGUAGCCCAUCACCGGACGAGGUCAUAUAACACAACUCUCUUCAUUGGGCAGCCACCAAAGCCUUACUUUCUUGAUCCUGACACUGGUAGUGACCUCACAUGGCUCCAAUGUGAUGCCCCUUGUGUACAAUGCACCCAGACGCCACAUCCGCUUUAUCGACCCACCACCGACCUAGUAAUCUGUAGGGACCCAAUUUGCGCGUCCCUGCAUUCAGGCGACUACAGAUGUGACCACCCAGAGCAAUGUGACUACGAGGUGGAGUAUGCAGAUGGCGGCUCUUCUCUUGGUGUACUCGUAAAGGAUGUCGUUUCUUUCAAGUCCUACCGCAAGGGCAGGGUUCUGAGUCCUCGUGUCGCCCUUGGAUGUGGAUAUGACCAGAUACCCGGUCCGUCCAAUCCUUUCUUAGACGGAGUGCUCGGGCUCGGUAAGGGAAGGUCCAGCAUUGUAUCACAGCUAAGUAGUCAAGGUUUGGUGGCGAACGUACUAGGCCACUGCUUGAGUACGCAUGGUGGUGGAUUUCUUUUCUUCGGUGAUGAUCUUUAUGACUCCUCCCGCAUCACAUGGACGCCUAUGUCUCGUGAUUACUCAAAGCACUAUUCUCCUGGGACCGCAGAGCUCCUUUAUGCAGGGAAACCUACUGGACAGAAAAAUAUGUUCCUAGUUUUUGACAGUGGGAGCUCUUAUACUUACUUCAGUUCUCAGGCAUAUCAAGCCUUAUCUUCUGAUGUCAAGAAAGAACUAAGCAGAAAGCCCUUCACUGAAGCAUUAGACGACCCCACGCUCCCACUCUGCUGGAGAGGCAAGAAGCCUUUCAAAAACAUCCGCGAUGUCACGAAGCACUUCAAACCCUUUGCACUCAGCUUUAAUAGCGGCGGAAGAACCAAAACCCAAUUUGAAGUUCUCCCCGAAUCAUAUUUGAUUAUAUCGUCCAAGGGAAAUGUCUGCAUGGGAGUUUUAAAUGGAACUCAAGCAGGGCUCCAAAAUAUGAAUGUGAUUGGAGACAUAUCGAUGCAGGACAAGAUGGUGAUCUACGACAACGAGAGGCAAUUGCUGGGAUGGGAAUCUAAAGAUUGCAGUAGACCUCCAAAGUCCAGAGCAUUUGCAGCCUAAUUGACAGGAAGCUCCUUGCCAUGUCUCUGUACUUCCAGAUCAGAAUCAUGAAUGCGCCGUGCUUCAAACCAAGCCUUCACCUAGGAAGCUUAUCAUUGCCAAGUCACUUGUAAAUAAGCCCUGAUUAAUGUUUUCCUUUGUCUUACUGUACUGGAUGUUACAAAAUUGCUUACGGGUAUUACCCCAAGUGAACUCAAUUACAGCCAUGCUUAAUAAGUAUUGCCAUGUUGAGGAUCAGUAGAAACUGAUCCUUGUUCAUACCUCA
This is a messenger RNA of Eucalyptus grandis, 1444 nucleotides long. RefSeq names its product aspartic proteinase Asp1. Gene Ontology annotation, biological process: proteolysis. The record is from RefSeq and is a predicted model, not a curated record. The transcript is spliced from 8 exons. The annotation marks the transcript as partial. Lineage: Eukaryota; Viridiplantae; Streptophyta; Magnoliopsida; Myrtales; Myrtaceae. Gene Ontology annotation, molecular function: aspartic-type endopeptidase activity.